UACUCUUUGUUCUGCUGUCUUUUGCUUGCAACAGGGAAGAUGUCUGCAGAAGACUGAGCCGUCAGAGGAGCCGAUCAUCUCUUCAUGCAGAUCGACACAGUUUCCAAAACAAGACAUCAUUACUGUUGAGGUUCAGCUGGGGCCUUCACCUGACCGCAGACCCAGGCACUUCAGAUGUUCAAUGACCUCAUGAGACAGGCGAUGGAAAAGGAGGCAAGCCGCUUAGAAAAACAACACGUACACAAUGUGUAUGAGAAGAUCGCACCGUACUUCAAUGACAAACGUUACAAAGCCUGGCCAAAAGUCCAACAGUUCCUGCUGGCUCAGGAGCCAGGAAGUCUCAUUGCUGAUAUAGGUUGUGGAAAUGGAAAAUAUCUCCAUAUCAACAGUCAGACAUAUAAAAUGGGAUGUGAUUAUUGCUUGCCGUUGGUGGAAGCUGCAAGAAAUCGAGGUUAUGAAGUAAUGGCUUGUGAUGGACUUCGGCUCCCGUACCGUGGUGGCUGUUUUGAUGCUGUCCUGUCCAUAGCUGUGAUCCACCAUUUCUCAACCAAGGAACGUCGUGUUCUAGCUAUUAAGGAGAUGACUCGGAUAUUGAAAGUGGGUGGACAGAUGAUGAUCUAUGUAUGGGCAAUGGAACAAAAGAGAAGAAAGUUUGAGAAGCAAGAUUUACUAAUACCUUGGAACAUACAGCCAAGUACAAAAAACCUCUCCGACAAACUGUGGAACUCCUGGCAACCAGACCUCAAUAUAAACUUCAACAAAGGCCAUGCCUCCACAAACCAAAGGACUAAGAGUUCUUCAUUUCUAGAUCAUCAGAGUUCGCUAUAUCAGAAUGAACUUCAUUCAUCCAAGUUCUUAGCGCGCUCCUUAGAUUCAGGAUUGAAUGAGACUCUUUACUCUGGGGCCAGUGAGAGAAAUUAUGGAAGCAUAUUCCGUAGAAUGUAUAAUCUCUGCAUGGACAUGAAGAUAGGUAGAAAUACAUUUUCCUCCAAGCCUUUGCAUUACUUCAGGAACAUUGGAGAUCUUGUGCCAAAUCAUGUGCAAAACUUUGAGAAUAAUACCAACGUGGUGGCAGAACUGUUGAGAUCGUCGACCACUAAUAGGACUUUUUGUAAGUCUCCAACUGUUGAACUUGACAAGGAAAUAAUUAAUUUUAAUGUGGUUCCUCUACGAGAGUUGGGUUCUAAAUACAGGGGAUCGAAUGAUCCCAAACUUAAUUUUACAAAGAGUUAUGUAAAUCCUUGUGAAACAAAGACUAGAAAUAGAAGAGACCAAUCCCUAAACAGCGGUAACAAUGAUCAUGAGAUAGUUUCACCAGACCAUCAGCUCCUGCAAGGUGUAAACAAUGGCUGUCUACGUUACUAUCACAUUUUUAAGCAGGGUGAGCUCAGUGACCUAAUAGAACAAUGCAUUCCGGAGCUUCGUGUUGUGCAGACUUUUUUUGAUAAUUCCAACUGGUGUGUUAUUGCAGAAAAGAUUCAACCUCCGAUGGAGUAAUUGGUUGUUGACAAUCCAGUUAAUUAUGUUCUUUCUAAGGGAUAACAUGUUUAAAUUACCAUAGAAUUUUUUUAAGUAAUUUUAUU
Bufo bufo (common toad) is the source of this 1583-nucleotide messenger RNA. RefSeq names its product probable tRNA methyltransferase 9B. The coding region runs from base 175 to 1497 and encodes 440 amino acids. Gene Ontology annotation, molecular function: tRNA binding; S-adenosylmethionine-dependent methyltransferase activity. NCBI's taxonomy places the organism in Eukaryota, Metazoa, Chordata, Amphibia, Anura, Bufonidae. The transcript is spliced from 5 exons. Gene Ontology annotation, cellular component: cytoplasm; nucleus. The record is from RefSeq and is a predicted model, not a curated record. Gene Ontology annotation, biological process: tRNA wobble uridine modification.